This is a messenger RNA of Trypanosoma rangeli, 354 nucleotides long. RefSeq lists its product as uncharacterized. The transcript has a single exon. Lineage: Eukaryota; Euglenozoa; Kinetoplastea; Trypanosomatida; Trypanosomatidae. Bases 1 to 354 code for a protein of 117 amino acids. The record is from RefSeq and is a predicted model, not a curated record.
AUGUCGUGGGUAAGGACGCCGCUUUACACAGCACCCCAGAUAACGGGCCCUGCAUCAUCCAUGGCGGCGGCCCAGCUAAAAGGAUAUACAUGUGUUCUACAACCCAGGACAAGCUACAAUUUACAGGCGUGUUCUGCGACAUGCGGCAAAGACGCUUGGCUCAGUGAUAUUGGCAAGGUGGUCAAUGGGGCGUUCUACGCCAUCAACGGGUUAGUGGAGACAAGGUCCGCCUUUGAUACUCUUGACGGUCAACUAGGCAGUUGUGCCACUGUUUUAGAUUGUGUGGCUCCCUCGCUCCAGCCUUUUUGUCAAGGGGCCUCUGACGCCGCGCAUAAUUUGUUGCAAAUCACCUGA